Molecule: messenger RNA, 672 nt
Organism: Symbiodinium necroappetens
Lineage: Eukaryota; Dinophyceae; Suessiales; Symbiodiniaceae
Source: the annotation of a GenBank genome assembly
GCACAUCGCAAACGGCUGUGCCAAGAAGCGGGCAAGCAGCUCGCGAAGGCACAGCAAGGUCAAAACUUCGACGAGCUGACGCAGGCCGUGGCUGCGGCAGAGAAAUGCGGCAUUCGCAUGGAGGAGAUCGAGAAGGAGGCGGCGGUUUUCUCCAAGCAGUACGAGGAGGAUGCCGUUGAGGUUCGCCGGGCCAUGAACAGCAAGGACGAGGGCGCCAUGGUCUCCGCUCUCCGAGCUGCGGAGGCGAAGGGCUUCGAAGAUUCCUUCUUGAUGGGCGAACUCAGGGAGAAGUUGGCUGAGCUGCAGGCGGCACGCGCGGCCGCCGCGCGGCGCUCUGCUGCAGAGUCCCAGCUGGAGCGUGCCUUGGGGGAGGACGCGAAAAGCCUGGAGAAGGCCAUCGCCGAGGCAGCGGUCAGUGGCUUGAGCUUGUCGCAGCUGGCGCCGGCGCGCAAACGCAAAGCAGAGAUCGAGGAGCAGCGACGCCGUGAGCAGGGGCGGGAGGUUUUGGCCCGCCGGCUCAAGGCGGCGACUCGCACGGGGAACCCGAAGAUCCUGGCGCAGGUCAUCGCUGCAGCUGAGCGUGCCGGUGUCAGUAAGGCGGAGGUCCGCGCUGCUCAGGAGAUGGCCGACCGCUGGGCGGCAGAGGCGCGAGGAAAAGCACCGGUGGAGGAG